Molecule: messenger RNA, 2232 nt
Organism: Mercurialis annua (annual mercury)
Lineage: Eukaryota; Viridiplantae; Streptophyta; Magnoliopsida; Malpighiales; Euphorbiaceae
Exons: 5
Coding region: 282-650 (122 amino acids)
Source: RefSeq, a predicted model, not a curated record
UUAAGAUUAAAAAGCUAAUAGCAUUAUAGAGUGAAAAAUAACAAUUAAUAGCUGCAUCGAUAAAACGGAAGCAAGCACCCUCCGGAAAACACCACCUCACCGGUCUCUCUCGCCGGCGAAGCUUUGUCAUCGACAUAGCUUCUAAUCUAAGUUCGGUCUCCUCGCUGUUCUUACAAAUCUUCAAAAGAAAUUGAAACCUCUUUUUUAAUUAGUAAUUUUUUUUUUCGAGCUUUGUCAAAGUGUACUUAGUUGAAGAAGGGAACUCUGUAAAUUAUUACAGAAUGGAUACAUUUUUAGGAAAUAAUAGUGUUGAAGACGUGAGCUGGCUCUGUUCGCUAUCCGAAUCUGAGCUCGAUAUGUUGAUUAGCUUAAAAUUGCUGGUAAUUCAAAAAGCAGAAGUGAUUGGUCGUGAGAAAUUAGCUUCAAAAUUUGAUCUAAAACUGCUUCGAGCUCUCGCACUUGUUUUGAUGGAAUAUCUGAAAGGGAACGAUAAGAAUUUAACAUAUAUUCCGGGCCUGGCCAACCCGCCGAUAUUCACGGACAGUGGUAGUUUACUGCAUUGUAAGAUGAGUGACCUGUUGAGCAUUGAGGAGCUAAAGACGUGCAGUGGUAUGCAUGAAAAGAAAAAACAAACUGCUAAAAGGAACUGACCUCGGGGACAUAUUGAAUGAUGUCUGUAUUUAACAUAAUCUUUAGUUGAUGUCACUGAGGCAAAGCAUAUACUGAGAUAUAAGUUUGCUUAAGAAGGGGCUCAGAUGGAAAGUCAGCAAUGGAGAAGAUAUUAGAGUUUUUCAUGAUCCUUGGAUUCCACAGAAUGGCCUGUUUAAAGCAUACCCUAAAUCUGCCGAAGUUGAUCUGAACAUGAGAGUUAAAGAUUUGCUAUUGCCUAAUGGCGAAGGUUGGGAUGAGACUGUAAUUGAUGAGUGUUGCAGGGGGUAUGAUGCAAAGGAAAUUACAGAGAUCCCUUGGAGAAAGAGUAAUGGGAAUGAUCGGGUUCUGUGGCACUAUUCCAAUAAUGGGCAUUUCUCGGUCAAAUCGGCAUAUUACCUUGCGUCAGACGGUAAUAACUUCUGUUCAUUCAUCUACGACUAGUAGAGAAGGCUGCCUGAUGUCGUGGAACAAAAUUUGGCAUCUGAAAAUUUUUCCUAUACUGAAGCAUUUUGUGUGGGGCUGAUGAGACAUAGUUUGUCCACCAAAGCUGCUAUACUCCAUAGAGCAAAGAUUGGGGACGGGUUGUCCUGUCGUUGUGGGAAAAAGGAUAUUUUCAGAGAUUGUGAAUGGGUUCGCGGUAUUUGGUUUGGUAGUAGAUGGGGCCUGGAUACGAGGAGGGGUGCAAAUGAAGAUUUCCUUCUCUGGACAGAUUCUUGUAUGAAGAAUUUUCAGAUGGAGGACAUGGAGCUUUUCUGGGCAAUUUGUUGGAUGAUUUGGUAUGCUCGAAACCAAUUGUGUUUCCAGAAUAUUGUUUUAACCUGGGAUAGAGUUCUUGCCGGUAGCCUGGAGGUUUUAAAUGAUUUUAGAGAAGCAAAUAUUAGCUCAGAAUCGCAUUCUAUGGUGAGACUAUCGAAAUGGAAGAGACCCGGAGAGGGGGUGGAUUAAAAUCAAUUCUGAUGCUGUAAAAAUGAGAAAUGGUCUGUGGGGAUUAUGCCUUUUGGCUAGAAUUGCUCAAGGGGAGAUUCUUGCUACAGGAUCAAGGCUGCUUGGCAAAGGAGGCGAUCCUCUGGUUGCAUAAAGUGAAGCAAUGCUCUCCAAACUACAAAGGAUUGCGCUUUCUCGAAGAUUAUUCUGGAAAGCGAUAAUAGCUAGCGUAUCAGUGCCAUGUCUUCUGGAGAAGCUUAUAGAACGGAGGUGGGAGAUAUAUUCUGCGAGUUACAGCUUUUGGCGCGUAAUUUUAAUCUGGUGCAGCGGAAUUUCACUCCACGAGAGGCAAAUAAGCUAGCGGAUGGGAUGGCAAGUUUUGCAGCCACUUUAGGUGCCCAGGUCUGGAUUGAAGAGGUGACUGAUGUCUUGACUGAAGUGUGGAAAAAAGGACAACGAGGACUCGAUGGAAGACGUUGAUGGUUUGAAUCAAGCUGGUGUUGGUUAAGUGUUUGCUGCGUUAAAUUUUUUUAGAUUUCUUAAGUUUUUUGUGUUUGGUGUUGCUUUGUUCUUUUUUUUAUCUGUUUUUUCAUUAUAAAAAAUAUGUUAAAAUUAUUGUUUAGAGUACUAAUUUAAUAUACUAUUUUUGAUUUUUAA